UCUCUGUUUUCUGAUCUCUCGGAAAACCCUAGAAGCUCUGAAAACCUCAACAAUGGCACCAAAGGCAGAGAAGAAGCCGGCCGGGAAGAAACCGGUGGAGGAGAAGCUAGCCGAGAAAGCUCCCGCUGAGAAGAAGCUUCCGGCGUCGAAGGACGCUGCCGAGAAGAAGAAGAAGCGUCCGAAGAAGAGCGUGGAAACCUACAAGACCUACAUCUUCAAGGUGCUGAAGCAGGUGCACCCUGACAUUGGGAUCUCGAGCAAGGCCAUGGGGAUCAUGAACAGUUUCAUCAAUGACAUAUUUGAGAAGCUGGCUGCCGAGUCUUCCAAGCUUGCGAGGUACAAUAAGCAGAUGACGAUCACUUCGAGGGAGAUUCAGACUGCGGUGAGGUUGGUGCUUCCUGGUGAGCUUGCCAAGCACGCUGUUUCUGAGGGGACUAAGGCGGUGACUAAGUUUACUAGUUCUAAUUAGGGUUUCUGGGGCUGUAGGGAGGAGUAUUUUGGAAAUGGGAUAUGGAAAUAGGGUUUCUUUUGCUGUAAAGUCUGACUGUGGAAUCGGAAUGUUAGAAUCCAGGAUAGGGCUAAGUAUGGAGUUAUGAUGGGAAUGGAAAUAUGGAAUUAUGUUUCAGCUGAUGUAUUCUUUGGGCAUGAUGGAAUAUAUUGCUCUAUUUUGU
Rosa chinensis is the source of this 671-nucleotide messenger RNA. Its product is annotated as histone H2B.7. Gene Ontology annotation, molecular function: DNA binding; protein heterodimerization activity; structural constituent of chromatin. Gene Ontology annotation, biological process: nucleosome assembly. The record is from RefSeq and is a predicted model, not a curated record. Bases 53 to 469 code for a protein of 138 amino acids. The transcript has a single exon. Gene Ontology annotation, cellular component: nucleosome. Lineage: Eukaryota; Viridiplantae; Streptophyta; Magnoliopsida; Rosales; Rosaceae.